Molecule: messenger RNA, 2488 nt
Organism: Seriola aureovittata
Lineage: Eukaryota; Metazoa; Chordata; Actinopteri; Carangiformes; Carangidae
Gene: erlec1
Product: endoplasmic reticulum lectin 1
Biological process (GO): endoplasmic reticulum unfolded protein response; retrograde protein transport, ER to cytosol
Cellular component (GO): endoplasmic reticulum lumen
Source: RefSeq, a predicted model, not a curated record
GGUAUUGACAUCCGUCUCACACAGUCUUAACGUCUGUCAAACCGGACUUCGUCGGACUUUGUUGCAGCUUUCAAUUCAUCCCUCUGGCCGGUGUUGGUGUUCUGUCAGGGGGCUGUUGUCUUACAUGAGGAGAGGGCUGGUUGAGGAGCUCCGCAGCCGGACUGGAGAGAUGACGGCUGGGCUUCUGUUAGUGUUUGUCGGGGGGGUGCUGGAGGUCUGCAGCGGCGUCUCAGCGAACAGAGGGGGAUACCCCUCCUUUACAGACGAAGUCCCUUUCAAAAUCACCUGGCCAGACGCUGAGUUUACGCUGCCAACUUCAGGUGCACUUUACAACGAGGAUGACUUUGUCAUCAUGACAACAACAGAAAAGGAGAAGUACAAAUGCCUCCUGCCAUCCCUGACAGCUGGAGAGGAGGAUUAUGAUAAGGAGUACGGCGGGCCCAGUCCGGGUGACCUGCUGGAGCCACUAUUCAAACGAAGCAGCUGUUCUUACAGGAUUGAGUCAUACUGGACGUAUGAAGUAUGCCAUGGAAAACAUAUAAGACAGUAUCACGAAGAGAAGGAGACUGGUCAGAAGAUCAGUGUCCAAGAGUACUUCCUGGGGAAUUUGGCACAGAAGAGUCAGUCAACAGAGACAGAUAAAGUUGAAGAGGCAGAAGAUGUCAAAUCAACAGCUGAAACAGAAGUGCCCACCAAGAACAUAGAAGGUCAGCUCACUCCCUACUUCUCGUUGGAAAUGGGAAAUGGGACUCCUUGUGUGCUGAAACAGAACCAGCCUCGCUCCACGUCCGUGUUGUAUGUCUGUCAUCCAGAGGCCAAGCAUGAGAUCUUGUCUGUCGCUGAAGUCACAACCUGUGAAUAUGAGGUUGUGGUGUUGACACCGCUGCUUUGUGCUCACCCAAAAUACAGGUUUAAGUCAUCCCCGGUGAACGCGAUCUUUUGCCAGGCUCUGGCAGGCUCGCCUCUGCGGCCUCAGCAGCUCGCCCAGUUGGACAAGGAGCAGGAGGAGCAGCUUAAACCACCCUUCAGCGCCACGUCUGAGACCAGAGAGGAGGAGGCGCCACCAGUGAGAGAGGAGGCAUUCUCCUCCACUCACAAACCCAUGACUGUUGGAGGGCAGUCCCAGGUCACUGUCGGCACCACUCACAUCUCUCGUUUGACAGAUGACCAGCUAAUCAAAGAGUUCCUCAGUGGCUCAUACUGUCUGCAUGGGGGAGUCGGGUGGUGGAAAUAUGAAUUCUGUUACGGAAAGCAUGUCCAUCAGUACCAUGAGGAUAAAGAGCAAGGAAAGAACAUUGUGGUGGUGGGGAGCUGGAACGCUGAGGAACACAUUGAUUGGGCCAAGAAAAACGUUGCCAGAUCAUACCAGCUCAAAGACGAUGGCGUGCAGAAAGUCAAGUUGGUUUCCCACUUUUAUGGCCACGGGGAUGUUUGUGAUCUGACAGGGAAGCCCAGACAGGUCAUUGUCAAGCUCAAAUGUAAAGAGUCUGAAUCUCCCCAUGCUGUCACUGUCUAUAUGCUGGAGCCUCAGACUUGUCAGUACAUCCUUGGGGUUGAGUCUCCAGUCAUAUGCAGGAUUCUUGACACUGCUGAUGAACAUGGACUUCUGUCACUCUCCAGCUAAACUGACAGAGAUCAUGUGACAGCAACGGCGCAUGAAGGACAAGGAGAGGAUAGACAGAGAGAGGUGCACUGAAGAAGAAGGGAGAGGACACUUAUGAUAAAGCAGAAACCUGUUUGUUGAAGGAAGAGAGAUGCCCAUGACACUGCGCUAGAAGCCAAAGUCAAGGUUAAACAGAGGUUAAACUUGAUCCUGAGGCUGGACUUCAUGUGGCUCAGGAGCACAGUCUCAGCUCAAUGCCCUGAUCUGUGCAAUGGACGACUCUACAUCACAGCCUAAUCCAGCAGGCUAACUCAGACUUAGUGAAAACAAAGUGAAAUGGGGCUGACGCCGCACUCCACAAGGCAGUGGGUUUAUUGCCUGUACAGAAUAUCCAUGCUUCACUUUGUGUUGAUUAAUUUCAAGUAAAUGAGAGACAUAUCAGGGGAUUCGUAAUUAUCAGGGGAAUCAACAAUAUUCAUGGUGGUUUUAUUGUCUUUAAGGUUGGUAAUUGUGUGUGUGUGUGUGUGUGUGAGUGUGUGAGAGAAUGUGAGUGAGAGAUAUAUGAAAUGGUUAGCUGUUUGAUUGUGGCACUUUGUAUUUGUAGAUAUGAAAAGAAGCAAGUCUGAAAAUGUUUUUUUGCAUCAGCGUGAAUGUGUGCUGUGUUCAUUUACAGGAUGAGUGAGUGUAACUUAUGCAUUGGAAGGUGCCGUGGAAUAGCAAGAAAAGUGAUUGACUUCGUAGGAUGUACAGAAUGUCUGUGGGCUCCUAUCAGAGGUAUUCUGUGGUUAUAUGAAAAAGCGCACUGGGAUCCUGAUUACUGCUGUAUCACGGAGAUAAAAACCAAUGCAUUUACAGGAAAGAAUAAAACUAAAACAUGAAACCUAA